AUAUGGCUAGAGGGAGGCGGAGAUGGCCUGGGGGAGCCCAAAGGGGUCCCGCGGGGCCCUUGGGAGCCCUUACUCUGGCUGCAUUGGCUGAGGGGAUCCAGAUCAGCCGAGAAGGAAAUGGACCCAGUCAAGGGCAGCGCCCCCAGGAGUCUGAGAGCCCUACUGAACCAGUCACUGCACCAAGGACGGAGAGUGUGGAACCUGAUGCUGCCAAUGGGGCAUUGAGGAAUGAGCCCCAUUCUCCAAAGGCUUUUAGCUCAGACCCUGAACCCCAGCCCUCGCAGCCUGAACAGUAUCUCCAGUGCCUUCCGGUCCUUGGUUCCUUGUCAGAUUUUGCUGUUCAAACUGUGGUCUGCCUCGAGGAUGCUGGUAUCUCAGGGACCCAAGCCUUGGCCUUCAGUCUCUCUUCAGCCUUGGAGGCUCAGGGUGGACAGCUCCCAGAAAAGGUACGGGAGGUGGUCCAGGGACUACACGGACAGAUGGCUCAGCUCUUGGAAGGCAGGGCAAGGAGGGUGGCCCUGAGGGCACUUUGCUCAUUGGCUGCAGAACACACACAUGAAGUGGUCCAGACCCUACUGUCUCACUCUCUGCCUUGUGACAGUGCAGCUGCUGAGUUGUGGCGAGGCCUGAGCCGGAACCAGAGGGUGAACGGGCUGGUUCUGGUGCACCUGCUGCAGGAGGUGAAGGGCCCACCCCGGCCCCAGGGCCCCAGUCCCAGCUCCAGUCCAGGCCUGAGUCCCCAGGUGGCCAAGCCCCAAGCCCAGGCUUUGGCUGCCACAAGAGCGCUAGGAGAGAUGUUGGCAGUGUCAGGAUGUGUGGCUGCCACGAGGGGCUUCUACCCACAAGUGCUCAUUGCAUUGGUUACACAGCUGCACCAGCUGGCCUGGUGUGCCCACUCCCCCCAGGUUCAAGUGAAGGUCCGGGGCCCUCCCCCUAACCAUGCUAGCUGUGCUGUGGAAGCUUUGAAGGCCCUGCUCAAUGGGGAUGGAGGCCGAAUGGUGGUGACCUGUAUGGAGCAGAGUGGGGGCUGGAGGCGCCUGAUUGGAACUGGGACCCAUCUGGAGGGUGUCCUCCUGCUGGCCAGUGCCUUGGUGGCUCAUGCUGACCACCACCUGCGUGGGCUCUUUGCAGACCUACUCCCACGGCUACAAAGCUCGGAUAAAGCUCGGCGCCUGACAGCUAUGGCCUUCUUCACCGGGCUUCUUCAGAGUCAGCCCACAGCAAAGCUACUGAGAGAUGAAGUCAUUGUGCAGCGUCUGAUGGCCUGGCAGGCAGACCCGGAGCCCACUGUGCGCUGGCUUGGCCUCCUCGGCCUGGGCCACCUGGCCCUGAACCACAGAAAGGCGCGGCACGUUGGGACGCUGCUCCGGGCUCUGCUGGGCGCGCUGGGCGAGGCGGACACGCGUCUGGUGGGGGCGGCCCUGGGCGCGCUCCGGAGGCUCCUGCUGAGGCCGAGGGCACGGGGGCGCGUGAGCGCGCAAUGCACCAGCCUGGGCUCGCGCCUGAGGCCACUGCUGGACCACGACCAGGAUUCAGUCCGUGCCUCUGCUAUUGGGCUCCUGGGCACCUUGGUGGGUCGUUGCUCCCCGCGGCGCACUAGGGCGGUGCGCGAGCUGGUGCUGGGCAGCCUGGUGACCUUGUUGCUGCGCCUGCAAGACCCGAGCCUGGAUGCUGCUGAGAGUGCAGAGUGGACAUUAGCACGUUGUGACCGAUUCCUGCACUGGAGGCUCUUGGAGGAGAUCUCAGCCAUGGUUCACUAUGACAGCCCAGAGGCUCUAAGCCGCACCUGCAGACGCCUGGUGCAGUGGUACCCUGGCCGAGCCUCUGACUUCUUGAACCAGGCCCAGGGCUACCUGAGGAGUCCCCAGAUUCCCAUUCGUCGGGUAGCAGCCAUGUUCAUAGGGUUUCUGAUCCAUCACAUGGACCCUGACUGUGUCAACCCUGGCUUGGUGGACUCACUGCUGCAUGACCUUGGGGAAAUGCAGUGGGACGCUGAGCCUUGCAUUCGGGAUGUCUCCCACAUCACCAUGCACCAAGUGCGGCUAGUGUGCCGGGACCAGGACUCUCCCCGGCGUGGCAGCUUCUCCCCUUGGCAGCUGUUAUGCUGCUGGGGCCACCGCCAAGAUCGGGAGAGACCGGUCUAUGAGGACAGCCCCUUCAAGCCUAGGAGCCGGGCUGGCCUUUGGGGGUGUGGGGCCCCCUCCUGAGCUGCUUCCUAGCUCUGUUUUGAAGAGUACUUGCUCAGCCAAAGAAGCAAGGUCCCUUGCUCUUGCCCAGACCUCACUUGGGUAUUCACAACCCAGGCAUGGAGAUGGAUUCCUUAAACCCUUCCUAGGGGAGAACCUUCCUAUCUACCUGGGAGCCUGUUCCUAGGUGAAAGGUGGAGCCCCUGGACACUUCUCUUUGGUGUGACAUCUUUAGGAUGGUCACAGCCAGUUUAGGGAUCUCUCAGAUUUUCUCAUUUUUACUUCCUGGCCCCAUAAGAUCAUGUAAGCCAGGAACCCAUCACCCCUUAAUGCAUCCAGCCUGUGGACCAAACUGUAUAUGUCAAACACUCUCCAGGGGAAGUGGAUAUUCCCUCUCUCUACCUCCCUCAUUCCCCAAAUGGAAAGGUUUCUCCUACCUGUUACUGAUGGGUCAUCCCACCUGGCUCUGAGAUGUGGGUGGGGAUCCCAAAGAGAAGGCAUAAGGGUAUCCCCUCCCUCUUUAGUGAAGAGAAGGCUGGAGACAAGGGUGUGUAGAUACAGGGAAGCCAAAUGCUACCUCAUCUCCCAACCCCUCAAUACCUCCCGUACCCUAACCCUUGUCUUCUGUCCUACUCCUUUCAAAAGUGGUCUGUAGGACAUGGCAGUAAGACUGAGAAGAAAGAGAAAGACCUGGGCUCUGCCAUAACUAGCAGCAUGACCUUUGUCACUUGUCCCCUUGGAUCCCUCCUUUGUUAAAUGGAGAGAAGCAAUAGAAAAAAUGAGCUCCCCUCCCUCCUCAGUAACAGGCUCUCUCAGCCUGGGGCAUCAGUGACCCAGACCAGAGAGGGCUCCCAGCAUGAGCCAAGCACAGGGGCACAAUCAGGAGGGCAAGCUAGCUUUCCCUCUGGUCUCCAGCACUUUAUAAUAGAUAGAGUCUUUUUAUGCACUGAUUGAUAGGAUUUAGAUAUGUUUUAUUUCUCUGCUGAUGUGUCCUAGCUAUUAAAAGUGUAAGCUCUUUGAAGGCAGGGGCUCCCUCUUAUUCAUUUGUGCCCCCACCCCUCCACUUCAGUGCUAAGCAUGGUUUUUCCCCUUCCUCAGUAAAAUAAGAAUACUUCCAUUCCUUUUCUCAUGGGGUUGUUGGGAGGAAAGCACCCUGUAAGUCCUAAAUGGAUAGCAAUGGGAGUUGCAGCUGAUUUUAUUAUUAUAUGAUAAAUAGAUGUCUGUUGAAUGAAUGAAGAAUAGAAGAGUACAUAAAACAAGUAAGAGACAGGGGGCUCAGGGCCAGGCAGCAUCAGGACCUGAAUGUGCCUUCUCACCAUGGCCGUUUUCCACCCUCCUAUCUUACAAGUACCUCCCUGCAGCUUUCUCCCCAACCCUCCUACCCCCAUUUCCCCCAACUUUACACCUCUUGGAGGAACCUAUUGCUCUGGGAACCGAAUGUCAGAUCUAUAGCUACUACUUCUGAAAAGGGUGUCAGUUAACUGCCCUACUGUUCCCCUUAGCAACCUUGUGCCUUCCCAGACCAAAACAUCCUUCUGUGGCCACCACUUCCUUGCUUAUGAUAUCUCUCCCUAUAAAAUAUAAACUCCUGGAGGGCAGGUCCUGUUUCACUUUUGUAUUUGUAUG
Messenger RNA from Dromiciops gliroides (monito del monte), 3812 nucleotides. RefSeq names its product maestro heat like repeat family member 6 (gene MROH6). Bases 3 to 2207 code for a protein of 734 amino acids. The record is from RefSeq and is a predicted model, not a curated record. NCBI's taxonomy places the organism in Eukaryota, Metazoa, Chordata, Mammalia, Microbiotheria, Microbiotheriidae. Gene Ontology annotation, cellular component: cytoplasm. The transcript is spliced from 14 exons.